Penicillium cataractarum is the source of this 1140-nucleotide messenger RNA. RefSeq lists its product as uncharacterized. The record is from RefSeq and is a predicted model, not a curated record. The transcript has 6 exons. The coding region runs from base 1 to 1140 and encodes 379 amino acids. Lineage: Eukaryota; Fungi; Ascomycota; Eurotiomycetes; Eurotiales; Aspergillaceae.
AUGGGUGACUUUGUCACAGAGGCUUUCACACUCUUGGCUGUGGCCAUUGUGAUCAUUGGUCUGCGUACUGUGGCUCGAUGGAUCAUGGUAGGACCGAGGAAUUUCCAAGCAGAUGAUUAUCUGAUGCUAUUGGCUUGUGUGGUGUACGGGUUAGAAACUGGCGCUGCAUACAUGGUGGGCGCAUGGUUCAAAGGCCUUGCCAACAAUUCCAUGACAGAUGAACAACGUAAACAACUGUCGCCAGACUCCGAGGAAUAUCGUCUACGCGUCGGAGGCUCUAAGGUCCAGGUGACUGGCUGGUCUUUGUAUACUCUCCUUCUAUGGCUUUUGAAAACUUGCAUGGCCAUAUUUUACUCUCGUUUGACAGCGGGCUUGAUAAACAUGCGAGUCCGAAUCAAUAUCGCAUACGGUUUGAUUGCCGCCACUUACAUUGCUACUAUUUGCUCCAUUCUCUUCGGUUGUCACCCAAUGCACAAAAACUGGCAGAUAUAUCCAAACCCCGGAAAUUACUGUCAACCUGCCGUCUCUAAGAUCGACAUCUACGUCACAGUUGUGCUGAACGUUGCGACCGAUAUCUACCUUAUUAGUAUCCCUGCUCCGAUGCUUUUCAAGGCUCGUCUCCACUGGCGGGAGAAACUGGAGCUUCUUGUUCUCUUCAGCGGCGGUCUCUUCGUCAUGAUGGCUGGUAUUCUACGCUGCGUCUUGAUUCUGACGGCUGGUGCCAAUGGUGCCCAGCAAGCCGGUAGCUGGGCUUGUCGCGAAACCUUCGUCGCGGUGGUCAUUGGAAACGUGCCGAUGAUCUAUCCACUUUUCCGCCGCAUUGCUCGCCGUGCCGGCCUGUAUAUCACAACAAGAGGGGCUGGUUCUGAAAGUUACCCAGCCUACCAACUAUCAGAUGGCGAUGCGAGUGGGUACGCGAGGCGCAAGAAGUUCCGUCACCCACUUUCUAUUCCAGGCGACACUCAAUGGAAUACCAUAAGUGAUGAACAGAUGAUUCUGCCGACUUCACGCCAGCAACCACCUACAUGCACCGCGGGUGACGGGGACUGGGACGCCACCAGCCACACCAGUCAUGGUGGUGGGAUCAAAGUGAUCCAUGAAACUAUUGUCCACAGUGCCGAGAAAGGCUCUCGCAUAUAG